Kockovaella imperatae is the source of this 712-nucleotide messenger RNA. Its product is annotated as HSP20-like chaperone. Lineage: Eukaryota; Fungi; Basidiomycota; Tremellomycetes; Tremellales; Cuniculitremaceae. Gene Ontology annotation, cellular component: cytoplasm. Gene Ontology annotation, biological process: protein folding. The transcript has 8 exons. The coding region runs from base 41 to 643 and encodes 200 amino acids. The record is from RefSeq and is a predicted model, not a curated record.
CGUACUGUAUGCACCGGGCCAGCACAGCGAGCUCUUGACCAUGUCAGACUCAGCAGGGCCAUCGAAGAAGUAUGAGGAUAUGAGUAAGGAGGAAAGAACAGCGUUUGAUGCAAAAGAGCGAGAACGAGAGAGGCAGGAGCAAGCGACAUUGCCGUAUGCUUGGACUCAAGAUCUGAACACUGUCACUGUGACUGUACCACUACCUAAAGGGACGCGAGGGAAAGACUGCAACGUAGUAUUGGAGAAGAAGAAGCUCAAGGUCCAAGUGAAAGGCUCACCUGAGCCGAUAUUGGAAGGAGAACUCUUCAAUCAAAUCUCGAAAGACGAUUCGUCCUGGACGAUAGAUGAUAGCGUCAUGUCCAUUGAAUUGGAGAAGCUAUCUGCUCAUAUACAAUCUCAUCAAUGGUGGCCUCAUGUCCUGACUCAUCAUCCGAAGAUCGACACGACCAAGAUUCAACCGGAGAACUCGAAGCUUUCAGACUUGGACGGAGAGACACGAGGCAUGGUGGAGAAGAUGAUGUUUGACAAUCAGCAAAAGGCGAUGGGCAAGCCGACGAGUGAUGAGCUCAAGAAGCUCGAAAUGCUGGAAAAGUUCAAGAAGCAGCAUCCUGAGAUGGAUUUCAGCAACGCCAAAAUGACUUGAUCAAGGGAUAUGUGUAUACUCGUACCUCGCAGAUAGUUACUCGACACAUGCAUCCUGACUGCCCCAAAG